Molecule: messenger RNA, 1788 nt
Organism: Coregonus clupeaformis (lake whitefish)
Lineage: Eukaryota; Metazoa; Chordata; Actinopteri; Salmoniformes; Salmonidae
Product: proline-rich receptor-like protein kinase PERK9
Exons: 10
Coding region: 419-1123 (234 amino acids)
Source: RefSeq, a predicted model, not a curated record
GGAGAAGGACAGGGAGGGACCGUUGAGACAAGCAAAGACAGCUGAGAAUGUGAGAUCGUUCUCCUGGGAGGAAGUUCUUGCAUUCUAAGCUGUCUGAGGGCACUGUUGACCAAACCUGAGAAGGUCCGACAACAAGAAAUGUGCAAAAGUUGCCCAAUUAGCAGGAGGGAUGGUGGCAACUUCUUGUCGCGUGCGGUGCUGAAGUUCAAAACGGCUGUCAGUCAAAACCCAUACAGAGCUGUGAAGGACAGACCCAAAUCUGCCAUAUUCAACCCGUAUACAGCAUGUCAUCAGAGGGCAAGGAUAUCAUCUACCAGAGGAUAGGGCUUCUGCUGGCUAUUAUCCUCAAGACUAAUGCGUCUGCAUGUAACUUUGUCCUUUCUGGGAUGGGAGUUUGAGACAUGGCUGUCCUAAAAGCAUGUUUAAAACCCUCUACGCCCUGGGGGUGACAAGUUCCAUAAAUGUUGCCAGAGCUGCAGCAGAGAGACUCCAGUCUGGGAGGAUUAUGGAGGAGAGUGGAGAGGAUGAAGAUGAGGACUCCUCUUGUGGAUCUGAGGAGAGUCUGAGUGCUUCUGAAGAGUCUCACAGUUCUUCCCCGAUCCACUCUCUGGCCUGGACCAAUCCCACUCCCCAGCUCCAUAGAGAGGUCCUGGUCUCGUUCCCGUUCUCGUUCCCGAUCCCACUCCAAGUCUGGUUCCCGCAGGCACUAUUCCCGUUCCCACCACCAGCGUUCUCGACCCCACUCCAGAAGCUCCCGCAGGCACUACUCCCACUCUCGCUCCCGUUCCCACCACUGGCGUUCUUGGCGCCGUUCCCACAUACCGUCUGCGUCGGAGCCACAGCCAUUCCCCCAACCGCAACAGGCACAUCGGCAACAGGGGUGUGGAGAGCAGAGUGGAAUCAGACAGAGGAAGGAGACGAGCAGUUUCCUCCACCACUGAACCAUCAGACACAGACCAGAUCCCAACCCCAACCCCCUCAACCAGACACAGACCAGACCCCAACCCCAAACCCUGAGACCUCCAGUCCACAACCCCCUCAACCAGACACAGACCCCACCCCGGGACCUCCUCUGACCAACCAAAGCCAAACGGCUCCAAGACAUAUGACGUUCUGCAUCUGACCAAUGCCUCAAGGGCAUACCACAAGAUGUGCAAAGACAGAGGCUACUGCAGAGGACAGACGGCCCAGAGUUGUUCCUGCUCAUGAGUAGUGCCCAGAGUCUUUCCUUGACCACAUGACUUGACCAGGAAAAACGUCUGCCCAUGUCUCACUGUUCCCCCAUGUCUCCUCAGGACUUUGCUGGCCCAUUGGAAAACACCUGCUGAAGAACCAAAGCCUCCAAAAGGGAAGACAAAAAAGAAACCUGCUCAAACAUCCCAAAAAAGAACAAACAACGAACCAUCUCAGAAGCACAAAACACAACAGGCAAAGAAACCACACUGUAGUCGCAAGCCCAAGAAGAGGAGGAUAAAGAAAGCUGCCAAAACUCCCCAAAAUACAGACACAAACAAAGAAUUUGCUCAAAUACCAGACACAAACGAAGACGUCUCUCAAAUUCUCCCAAUAAGGGAAGUGGACAUGGAGGCUACUGAAACAUGGGACGCAGCGGACAUUCUGACCUACCAGAUUCUAUGACAUCCAAUGGGUUCUCUCUCGCUUACUUACACACACACACACCAGUGCGCAGUACACAAAGACUCCUGUUUCAAUCUUUUUUUACCAGAAAUGUUGCUGAAGAAAUGGUUUCUCUUUAUUGAUUUAUAUACAGUGGUGUGAAAAAGUGUU